AUUCUCUUUCCCCCCCUUCCCUUUCCCAUCCUCUCUCUCUCCCGAUUUCACGCCCCCCCUUCUGCCGCAUGCUGCAAGUAGGGAAAGAAUAACAUCGCCUGGCUUCUGCUGUUUCUUUCUCUUGUCGACCGCCGACCUCUUCGAUUUCAAGUUUCAACCCUCGCGAUCAUCAGGAACCCUCUCGCCAGCCGCUCGAGUGCAGGCAUUGUGUGCAGGCUCCAACGAUAUCCGCUCUUUCUCUGGGUUCGCGCGCUUCUUGGACCGACGACUUACUUCUCUUCGUACACUUUCAUUUAAUUGCCUUAUUUUCUGCGCCCGUUCAGCAGGAUCUGAAUCAACCCACCCGACCCUCGACUAUUAUACCCGCGACCAUUCGCACCACCCGCUUACCACCACCCACUCCCAACUAGGCCAGGUCUCAACCCAACGAAGGAGAGGGGAGAAACGACCAACAAAUCGAGACUGUAAUUGGGAAUCCGAGAAAGAGUCAGGAGGAAGACCAAACCAUUCAUCGGGACAGUUCGGAUUAAACAAGGAAACUUCAUAAGGGAUCGACAACCUACAAGCCCCUGGCUUGCGAUAGCCAGACCAACUCCGCCUUACCAUGGACUACUACUACGCGGGCACCGAGAAGCCCUCAGAGCGCUCGAGAUGGACGCCCCUCACCCGCAUGCUCCUCUCCGGAGAGAUGACGCAGGAGAAACAGAAGGAUUUGUCGAUGCGGGAGCGUUUCGACCGUUGGAUGAUUAACGAAGGAUACAGAAGAGUCUUCGUCUUCGUGUUCCUGGUUCUCCACGGCCUCGUCUUUGCCUUCGCCUCCGUCAACUUUGCUCUCAAGGACAAUUUGCAAAUAGCACGAGACACCUUCGGUCCGACUUUCGUCAUCGCCCGUGCCGCCGCCCUCGUGCUCCACGUCGACGUCGCCCUUGUGCUCUUCCCCGUCUGCCGAACCCUCAUCUCUCUGGCUCGUCAAACCCCUCUCAAUGGAAUCAUUCAGUUCGACAAGAACAUCACCUUCCACAUUACCACCGCCUGGUCCAUCGUCUUCUUUUCCUGGGUCCACACCAUUGCCCACUGGAACAACUUUGCCCAGAUUGCCGCCAAGAACAACCUCGGAAUCUACGGCUGGCUGCUGGCCAACUUCGUUUCCGGCCCUGGCUGGACUGGCUAUGUUAUGCUCAUCGCCCUGAUGGGCAUGGUCCUCACCUCGGUCGAAAAGCCCAGACGCGCCAACUACGAGCGCUUCUGGUACACCCACCACAUGUUCAUCGUCUUCUUCUUCUUCUGGUCCAUCCACGGCGCUUUUUGCAUGAUCCAGCCUGACUUCGCCCCCUUCUGCACCAGCAUCGGCACCUCCGCCAUCGGUGUCUUUUGGCAGUACUGGAUGUACGGCGGAUUUGUCUAUCUGGCCGAGCGUGUUGCUCGCGAGGUCCGCGGACGCCACAAGACGUACAUCUCCAAGGUCAUCCAGCACCCCAGCAACGUCUGCGAGAUUCAGAUCAAGAAGGAGCACACAAAGACCAGGGCUGGACAGUACAUCUUCUUCUGCUGCCCCGCCGUCUCUCUGUGGCAGUACCACCCCUUUACCCUGACGAGCGCCCCCGAGGAAGACUACAUCUCCAUCCACAUGCGUGUAGUCGGCGACUUCACCCGCGCCGUCUCGACCGCCCUCGGCUGCGAAUGGGACAAGAAGAAGGACGACAGCAGCAAGGUUGUCGGUGUCAACAGCGACUCCAGCGAGGUCGACCCUGCCCUCCGCCGCGUUCUCCCUCGUGUCUAUGUGGACGGCCCGUUCGGCUCGGCUUCCGAGGACGUUUUCAAGUACGAGGUUUCGGUUCUUUGUGGUGCCGGUAUCGGUGUUACGCCCUUCGCUUCCAUUCUCAAGUCCAUCUGGUACCGCAUGAACUAUCCCCAGCAAAAGACCCGUCUCAGUAAAGUCUACUUCUUCUGGAUUUGCAGAGACUUUGGCUCCUUUGAGUGGUUUCGCUCCCUCCUCCUCGCCAUCGAGGCCCAGGACGUCGACAACCGCAUCGAGAUCCACACCUACCUGACGGCUAAGAUCAAGGCGGACGACGCGACGAACAUUAUGAUUAACGACGCAAACGCCGACAAGGACACCAUUACCGGUCUGCGUUCGCCGACCAACUUUGGCAGGCCCAACUGGGACAUGAUCUUCAGGGGUAUCCGCAAGCUGCACUCACCGGCCGAGGCUGGUGUGUUCUUUUGCGGUCCCAAGGGUCUGGGUAGCUCACUGCACAUCUACUGUAAUAAGUACAGUGAACCUGGCUUCUCCUUUGUGUGGGGCAAGGAGAACUUCUAAGUCGGGUUGCGCGCGACAGCAAAGGCUACAACUUCAUUUCGUUACCCUCUUCCAUUCUAUUAUUUGUCAACUAUACCAGCCUCGUCGCCUGUCUGUAUUCUCCUGAUUUGGCGCGGCCACCAAAACGAUGACGCAGGUUAGAUUGUCUCGGUUACGUUGUAGUUUGAUCCGCGGGGUUGCAUGUAUAUGUAGUUGCGCCGGACGCCAAAAUCGUGAAGCUGGCCGCUUUGGAUAUAUGAGUGACGGCAUCCCCGCAUGCCGCCGUGGGAGGAGAGGGGAAAAAAGGCGUGUGAGGAUUGGAGAGCGAAAGUGAGGAUUUGCAUCGGUGGAUGAUGAUAAUCUUUCGGCGUCAUCCCCGCACUCCCUGUGGAUAUAUACUAUUACUACUACCGACAUUUACAUUGUAUCUAGCGAUGUCAUUAUCAGUAUACUUAGACAUUUUUCAUGACGCAGUAGGGCACAAGA
Colletotrichum destructivum is the source of this 2785-nucleotide messenger RNA. Its product is annotated as Putative ferric reductase, NAD binding domain, ferric reductase transmembrane component-like protein. The record is from RefSeq and is a predicted model, not a curated record. Lineage: Eukaryota; Fungi; Ascomycota; Sordariomycetes; Glomerellales; Glomerellaceae. Gene Ontology annotation, molecular function: superoxide-generating NAD(P)H oxidase activity. The transcript is spliced from 4 exons. Gene Ontology annotation, cellular component: plasma membrane; NADPH oxidase complex. Gene Ontology annotation, biological process: defense response; superoxide anion generation. Bases 605 to 2320 code for a protein of 571 amino acids.